AUUGGUGAUCUUAACAGGAAAGUGAAAGGGUUAUGUCCAGAAACAAGUGUAUAUGUUUAUUAGAUACUCCUUCCCUUGAGACAAGUUUAUUUGUUGUUUGGAUGCAAAAGAAGUAUGGAAGCUUACUGGAUGGUUUAGUUGUUUAUAUAUUCUAAUGUAGUCCGGUUUUGAUUUCUAAAACAGGUCGACCAUGCAUCGGUGAUUUCUGUUACAUAAACCAGUGGUUGUGGACUCAAAAGACCUUUUCCUCAUACAUUUAACACUAUAAAUUUACUGACGUAGGCAUGCAUGAACGUGACUGUAUUCCUCAAAUAGGAUAUGAUGUGAAGUAUGUCUCUUUUUACGUUUACUUAUUUAAAAAAUUUAAUAGUGUAACUAUGAAUCAUCCAUUACAUGUGUGCUGCCUGUUGCUUACCUUAGGGGCUUUAGUCAAAUCAUGUUGCCAUAGUUGCAUAUGUACUGAGACAGCUGCAGAGGGAACCUUUAGAGCUUUCUUUGUCCUUUUUAACUUUUCCCUAAUUGUUACAGUUUUGCCAUUCAUUUCCAGCUCUUGCUGCCCUACCUCAAAUUUGAUUCCUAGUUUCAGUAGUCUCUAUAUUUGCUCUUAAAGAUAUAUGCUUUGGCCAUGAAAAGAGUGACCAAAUUUCUAAAGGUGACUGCUUGGUUGGUUACAUUUGAUAUUUUUUUGGGGGUAUUGAUACAGUAUACUAUGUAAGAGCUUGAGAACUUCCUUUGUCCUUUUUUUUUUUUUAAUUGUUUCGAUUUUGCCUUUCAUUUUCAGUCCUUUUUUCCUUUUUUGAGUUGAAACGUGAGGACUUGCUAAUGGUGCUUAGAGGCUGUUAAUUUAUUUUAAUGCAGUUUUACUUGUGGUAUUGAGAUAGUAUAUGAUGUUACACAGCGGGAAACAUUUGCAAAUCUAUCAAGAUGCUUAUUAGAAACAAAGUUGAUAAUGUAUUUGAUUCAAGAAGUAGUGAAUUUUUCCCUUUAGUUUGACUAAUGUUUGUAUCCAAGUUUCAUUUUGCUCCAGUUAGCAAUUUAAUUUCUAGUUCAUCUGAAACUUUCUCAUUGGGCCAUUUGAUGUUAUGGAUAAUAACUCUUGAGCAUUAUUUUAUGCAUGGAAUUCAAUUAUCAGUGAUCUUUCACAGCAAAGUGAAGUAGUUUGGGUCGGGAAUAUUGAUGCCUCAUGACAUAGUGCAAUGCAAUAUCUCAAGUGAAUGUAGAACAAUGCUAUGACGAGCUUGUCUUAAAGGGUUAAUCUAGGGUUAAGAUGCAAAGAUUACUUCCUUCCUCCUAGAAUUUGAUGCUCUAAAGUAUGGUUGUCUAUCUGGAUUACUGCACAGCUAUUUGUCAAUAGACUGAGAAGUAUGGUGCCUCUAGCUCAGUGGAGGGAAGUGAAGGAGAUGGAUUCAAGGAUCUCUAGUUUGGCAUGUCUUGUUUGAGAAGGACUCAACAGAAGUAGCAUUCAACAGAAGUUAUUGUCUCCUCUGAUGUUGUCCCCAGGUCAAUGUGUCUCCUUUUGGUAUCUGAGGACUCAACAGAAGUAGCAUUCAACUGUUUUCGUUUUAGCCUUUCCAUUUAAGACACUAUCUUUUAGUUGGGAAUUUGCUUGCAUUCAUCAGGGGACAAUAGGAUGAUAUACAUCAUAUGUAUUUCGGCUAGGCCUAGCACUACUGCUUAUGAAUUUAGAUUAAUUUAUUUCACAAUGUUGAAUGCAUAGCUUCCGCCCUCCUAGCUUUUCAAAUGUGAUGAGGAUUGAAAGGAAUCCUUGUGUCAGUCCAUUCUUUAUUUAUCAUUUUUAUUACAUGUUUUGGAUGCUAGGGACCAACAAGGUACAAGAUGCCAUCAUCUAGAGAAGCGUUGGAAAGAAAACUGCUAGCAUAGAAACAUGAUUCUUUGGUUAAACAAGUGUGAUCUUGUUCCUGUGGGCUACAAAGGGAUCGCUUAGAACAUUAUCGGGGAAUACCCAACACUAGCACUCCAUACAAGCAUCAAUAAGUUUUUUGGCCAGGUAUGAAGGGCCAUCUCUAUGGAAAGUACUAGGAACCUCCACAACUUGCAUUUGAAUAUAGAACAUUAGAAUGU
This is a messenger RNA of Rubroshorea leprosula, 2082 nucleotides long. Lineage: Eukaryota; Viridiplantae; Streptophyta; Magnoliopsida; Malvales; Dipterocarpaceae. The record is from the annotation of a GenBank genome assembly.